CUCAAGUAAUCAAUUUUUUUUUUGAGAAGGAAAACUCUGUUGUUUCAGUAGUUUAGACCGAGUAAAAGCCAACUGGCAAACUCAUGAUUCCCAAAUCCCAUUAUUGGAAACGUAUCCAAAUCCGUACCCUCCCCAAGCCCACUCUUCAAGCUCAUGGAUCCGUCCAGCUUCGUCGGAUGUUCUCCCAGACUCGUCGCCUUGUCCCAACAGCUCCGCCUCUACAAGCCACAGCCUACCUUCGAGGACUCCGAGGAGCAGGACCUCGAAGGAAGCGCUGUGAAAGUGGUUUCCCAAUCCCAAGUCGGUUUUGCGGAAUCGGCCACCCCAAUUGCACAAGAUCCAGAAAGGUUUAGACCCAAGAGAGCCGCUGUUUUGGUCUGUCUCUUUGAAGGGGAUGAAGGGGAUCUGCGUGUCAUUCUCACUAAGCGGUCUUCGAAGCUGUCCACGCACUCGGGUGAAGUAUCAUUGCCUGGUGGGAAAGCUGAGGGGGAUAAGGAUGAUGGGGAUACGGCCACAAGGGAGGCAAGGGAGGAGAUUGGGCUGGAUCCUUCACUUGUGAAUGUUGUCACAGUACUUGAACCAUUCUUGUCGAAGCACCUCCUGAGAGUUUCACCUGUCAUUGGCAUACUCAAUGAAAGGAACUCAUUCAAGCCUGCUCCAAAUCCUUCUGAAGUGGAAGUGAUAUUUGAUGCUCCCUUGGAAAUGUUUAUCAAGGAUGAGAAUAGGAGAGCAGAGGAGAGAGAUUGGAUGGGACAGAAGUAUAUCCUGCAUUUCUUCGACUAUGAAAUCGAGAAUAAGAAGUACAUGAUAUGGGGUUUAACAGCUAGCAUCUUGAUACGGGUUGCAUCAGUUGUAUACCAGCGGUCACCAGCUUUUGUAGAACAAAAUCCCAUUUUCAAGUUUCCGAAAGUUAUUGAUAAUGAUACCGUAGUGCCUUAAAUUCAAGCAAGUAUGUUUUGGGUGGUAAUUACCCGUAAUCAUCCUUCCUUCAAUAAUGUCCCCGCAACUAGCAGUUGUUGGACUAGUAUUUUGUAUUGAAGUUAAAUUUUGAAUUUGAUGAAAA
Molecule: messenger RNA, 1063 nt
Organism: Juglans microcarpa x Juglans regia
Lineage: Eukaryota; Viridiplantae; Streptophyta; Magnoliopsida; Fagales; Juglandaceae
Product: nudix hydrolase 15, mitochondrial-like
Biological process (GO): coenzyme A catabolic process
Molecular function (GO): coenzyme A diphosphatase activity; acetyl-CoA hydrolase activity
Source: RefSeq, a predicted model, not a curated record